GAAGUUUGAAGCCUGAUAACAGUAGAGCUGUGGCUGAGCGCUGGCUCCAUUUCUGGAAAUAGGCAACAUCAGGAACCACGAGAACUACCCAGUAAAUAGUGCUCCAGGGCUUCCAAAGCAGCUGAGGACAGGACCUUAAGGACAGUAAGUGCUGAAGUAACUGGCACUGAGAGGAACGGAAAAAGAUGGCAGUCCUUAUUUGAAAGAAUUAAACGCAUGGACUCUCACUGAUAAGAAACCAUGUCAAAAAAAGGACGUAGCAAGGGCGAAAAGCCUGAGGCACUGAUUGUUGCCCUACAGGCUGCCAAUGAGGAACUCAGGACCAAGCUAACAGACAUUCAAAUUGAGCUGCAUCAGGAGAAAUCUAAGGUUGCUAAACUGGAAAGAGAGAAGACUCAAGAAACUAAGCGGAUCCGAGAAGUGGAGCAGCGCAAACAGACCGUGCAGAUCACAGAGCUCAAAGCCAAACUCCACGAGGAGAAAAUGAAGGAGUUGCAGGCCGUGAGGGAGAACCUCAUCAAACAGCAUGAGCAGGAAAUGACGCGGAUGGUGAAAGUGCGAGACAGUGAAAUCCAGCGCCUCAAGUCAGCGCUGUGUGCACUGCGGGACGGGAGCAGUGAUAAAGUAAGGACAGCGCUGACUAUUGAGGCUCGUGAAGAGGCCAGAAAACAGUUUGACUCCGAGCGCCUUAAGCUGUUGCAAGAAAUUACUGAACUGAAGUCUGCCAAAAAGCAGGUAGACGAGGCCCUUAAUAAUAUGAUCCAAGCUGAUAAGAUCAAGGCAGGUGAUCUUCGGAGUGAGCAUCAGUCUCACCAGGAAGCCAUCUCUAAGAUCAAGUGGGAGAGUGAAAGGGAUAUCCGCCGCCUGAUGGACGAGAUCAAGGCUAAAGACAGGAUUAUAUUUUCCCUGGAGAAAGAACUGGAGACGCAGACAGGCUAUGUGCAGAAGCUGCAGCUGCAGAAGGAAGCUCUGGAUGAACAGCUCUUCUUGGUGAAGGAGGCAGAGUGUAACAUGAGCAGUCCCAAGAGGGAGAUCCCAGGAAGGGCCGGAGAUGGUUCGGAGCACUGCAGCAGCCCUGACUUGCGCAGAAACCAGAAGAGGAUAGCAGAAUUGAAUGCCACCAUCCGGAAGCUGGAAGACAGGAACACGCUGCUCGUUGAUGAACGAAAUGAACUGUUGAAGCGCGUCCGAGAAGCUGAAAAACAAUGUAAACCUCUCCUGGAAAAGAACAAGUGCCUCACAAAGAGAAAUGAUGAGCUGAUGCAGUCUUUGCAGCGCAUGGAAGAUAAACUCAAAGCAAUCACUAAAGAAAAUAUAGAAAUGAGAGAAAAAAUGACAUCACAUCCUCCUCUAAAGAAAUUAAAAUCUCUCAAUGACCUGGAUCAGGCAAAUGAGGAACAAGAAACUGAAUUUUUAAAGCUUCAGGUUAUAGAACAACAGAACAUAAUUGACGAGUUAACAAGGGAUAGGGAAAAACUCAUUCGUCGCAGAAAGCAUAAAAGGAGUUCAAAGCCAAUUAAGAGACAUGUGGUAGAUACAGUUUUUGGGUAUGAUGAUGAUUCCAUGGACUCUGAAACAUCCUCCAUGGCCUCAUAUAGAACAGACAGAACACCAGCAACCCCAGAUGAUGAUUUGGAUGAGAGCUUAGCAGCGGAAGAAUCAGAGCUGCGGUUUCGACAGCUGACAAAGGAGUACCAGGCCCUGCAGAGAGCUUAUGCACUACUGCAGGAGCAGACAGGAGGCAUUAUAGACGCUGAAAGAGAAGCCAAGGCUCAGGAGCAGCUCCAAGCUGAAGUCCAGAGAUACAAAGCCAAAAUAGAAGAUCUGGAGAAAACUUUGGCACAGAAGGGGCAGGACUCGCACUGGGUGGAAGACAAGCAGCUUUUCAUUAAGAGGAAUCAAGAGCUUUUAGACAAGAUAGAGAAACUGGAAGCAGAAAACAACCGUUUGCAACAGGAGCUGCAGGAUGCCCGAGACCAGAAUGAGCUGCUGGAGUUCCGCAACCUUGAGCUGGAGGAAAGAGAGAGACGGUCCCCACCAUUUAACCUUCAAAUUCACCCAUUCUCGGAUGGUGUGAGUGCUCUACAGAUCUACUGCAUGAAGGAGGGGGUUAAGGAUGUCAGCAUCCCAGACCUCAUAAAGCAGUUGGACAUCCUGGGUGAUAAUGGGAAUUUAAGAAACGAAGAGCAAGUGGCCAUAAUUCAGGCUUCCACUGUAUUGUCCUUGGCAGAAAAGUGGAUCCAGCAGAUUGAGGGAGCUGAAGCUGCUCUGCACCAGAAGAUGAUGGAACUGGAAAGUGAUAUGGAGCAAUUUUGCAAAAUAAAAGGUUAUUUGGAGGAAGAAUUAGACUACAGGAAGCAAGCUCUUGACCAAGCAUACAUGAGGAUCCAGGAGCUUGAAGCCACCUUGUACAAUGCUUUGCAGCAAGAAACAGUGAUAAAGUUUGGGGAACUGCUCACUGAAAAACAGCAGGAAGAGCUGAGGACAGCAGUAGAAAAACUAAGACGUCAGAUGCUGAGGAAAAGCAGAGAAUACGAUUGCCAGAUUCUUCAGGAGAGGAUGGAGCUGCUCCAGCAGGCUCAUCAGAGGAUCCGAGAUUUAGAAGAUAAAACUGACAUCCAAAAGAGACAAAUCAAGGACCUGGAGGAAAAGUUUCUAUUUCUAUUCUUGUUCUUCUCUCUUGCCUUUAUUCUUUGGCCUUGAUGUCAAUGUGCCUCUUGGAAAGGAAGGGCUUCCUCCGAAGGGAACCAGUCUGCGCUUGCCUCAUUGUUGGCGUUGAUGAAAGUUCUGGGGUUGAAACUGCGAGCACGUCACCUGCUGUCGUGUCUCCUGUCACGGCUGAAUUUUAGGCAGCUUCUUGAAACUGACAGUUUUCCAUGGGCCAGGGUAUAAAUAUUCAUCUGAAAAUACCUGUGGAAAUUUUUAUGGACCAGAGGGAUAUAUCUUGCAGUGUUCAAAUGGAGAGGCCUGGCUCGUGCUUAAAUUCAUAACUAAGUCCUUGCCAAAAUACCCAGAAUUUUCACAAAUGCCUUUCACACAGACAAACAGGAACAGUCUGUCCAGUUAGCUGAUAUUUAUAAGAACAGAUCUCUUCAGUUGUCUCAUUAAUAGACUCCAUCCUCUCAGAUAGAUAGGCAGGUAGAGGAACUUACCAAUUAUCUGAUAUAGAUGUUGUUGUUCUUUUUAUUUUUAGAGUGCCAGACCACACAGAUAAGUCCUUAGAAAGGCAAAUGCUUCCAACUCCCCCCCGAUGAAGAGAACGUUGUUUACACUUAUUUAAAAAAACCACAAAUGAACAACCUGUAGCCAAGACUGCAACCACCUUAUAUUUUAAAGCCAUCACUCAAGAUUUGUUACUUGACAGUUCCUAUCUAAAGCUAUGAUAUAUGCUGCAUUUAAUGAAAUUCUACAUGUCAAAAUUAAAAAAUGGGGAAGAAAAAUAAAUGGUGAACGUACAUCACUUAGGAAAAACUUAAAGGGAAUCAGCGAGGAACCACUUUCAGCUGAUCAAGUCAAAGUGUGUCUUGGGCAUGGAACCAAAGUUACCACAGAAAAUCUAUCCCUGCCAUGCAGGGCGGUCAUUUUAAAUGUCACGCUGUCCUCCCAUGGACGGAUCAAAAUAGCAGGACAGAGCAGGAGAAACACUUUACAAACUGUGAGGAGGUACCGACAGUAAAACAUUCAGUUUCAAUAGUCUGGCUUUCUUGCUACAGGGACGCUUCCUCUCUUUUGGCCUUACGCUCAGGAACAAUGACAGCUGCAAUGUGGGGGGAAAAAAGGAAAAAAAAAAAAAAAUCUGGUUUAUGGCACGAUGGCAGGACCGGGCACCAUGUUUUGCAUUUGAGAUCAUACCGGAGCACCACUCCACGCGGCAAAGGAAGGGAAGAAGCAGGUGUCUGGCUUAAGGAGGAUUUCUGACAGAGCUGUAGCCUUAUCUCUCUUCACACUCCCUCCGUGAAGACCAGCCCGUCCAUUGUCAGAUACUUUUCAUACUCUUUAAAAACUGCUGCAGAGAUAGCAACGACCAUACUUGGUUUCACCAUUUGAAUAAUAUACUGUGGAUCACUGGACUGGGCCUACCGAGUGGCUUCUGGGAAGGAAAAAAACGUGUUGGAGGGCAAGAGAAAAAAUACCUAACCUCAGUGCCCGUAUGAUCUGAUCCACAAAGCAUCAGCUUCCAAAUAUUUUGUCUCAACCUGGAUGCUACUGAACAGAGGAACCCUUACAAGCAUUUUGGUUUGGCUUGUCAAACUGAUUUUGUUAGCUGGCUUACUAACCAAUGACACAUAAACCAAAAAUGGGGGAAAACUGUGCGAAAUUCAUCCUCGUUAGAAGUGUGAAUAUGUACCACUACUCUGUUUAGAUUUUUCCACCAUUAAGAGUAACUAGAAGGAGUUUGCAUUUCCAAGCAUUGCUCACCUCUCUGGCCUGGGACUCGGUCUGAUGCAAGGAAGCAGAGCACCAUCACAGCUGCAGCCUUAUUAGAAUCAAUAAGAAACAAACCUUGAGGAUUGUCAACACCUGCAACAAAUAUUGAGAAAAGAAGUUCCUACAUCUGCUGGGAGCAAACCAGCUGCAUUCAGCUUCCCUUAUCAAUGUGCUGUAUGAGCUAGGCAAGAUACUGUACUCAACUGUGUCUCUGUUUUCAUUUCCCUGCAAAUGGAGUCUUGUCUGUUUAAACUUCAGGUUCCUGUAGCAAGGUUCAUUGUUGAGCUGUGUCUUGCACAAUGGAGGUCUUAAUUUUAUCUGGGAUUAAAAUGGAAUUUGUUAGAAAAGAGAAAACUAAGGGCCAGAAUACAGCCUGCGCAUUACUUAAACCUUCAGAACAGGGCUCACGUGUACCAGCAGCUUAUGCACACAGACCUUCAUAUCAGAAGCUUUAAGAGCGCUUUACAGACAUAGUCUCUUUUGUUUGCUUUUUUAUUUUUACAGAUGAAGCAACUGAGACACAAAGCAGCGAAGUAACUUGCCACAAUGGCUCAGCAGGUCAAAGGCAGUUCCUGGACCAUAGCAGGGAUGAAGUUCAUCUAGUAUAGAGGGUGCCUGUCCCUCACAGAUAUUUUUUGGUCAGAAUAUCUUUUAAUCGUUAGUGUCCAGUCACCCAAGUGGAUUGCAAUGCUGGGCUCCGUUUCGCCACAGAGACCCCCGACAUCCUCAUUUCUUGCAUGCCAGGAGGUUGUGCUGAGCCUUGCAUCGAAGUUUAGAAGCUAUUAGCAAAUGAUUUUUUUCUCUCCUUAAAAUUAAUUUAAAUUACAAAAUGACUGCAACUUCUAGAAGCAGUCUGUUUUAGCCGAGGGGUUUAUGCCUUCUGCACCAGCUGUAGGUUAUGUUAAAUGAAUUCAGGUCCAUUGCAUGCUCUUUGUUCAAAUUCUGUCUCCCCACUCUGUGCACAAGGCUGGGCCAGACCUACCACAGGUGCUCUGCGAGGGUGCUGCUAGCAGUUCAGCCCUGAAGCUUUGGAGUCAGGCCCUUUGAGAGUCUCCCCACACACCUGUGACGUGUUCAGAUCACUAAGCAGCUUAUGCAUAAAAGAAAUACCUGUUUCAGGCAAUCAUAGAGAAGGUUCAUGGCAUAGAUAAAAAUGUCUAAUUUCAUGACACACCUGACUAGUUUUGUGGCUGGCUUCAUCAGUUAGGCCCUCUGAACCGUGCUGUGCACAUCUUCCUCUCGUUUCUCUUUUUUGCCCUGUUUCCCCUUCUUUAUUCUUAUAUAUACAUAGUCCUACCUAUGCAUGCAGGUGCUCCGUUUCCAAAGGCUCCAGAGCUGGCAGACAAUUCACAGCUUACCUUGGUGUGACUUGUAAAGGGUCUGCAGACUUUUAAAGAUUGCUGGAUUUCCUCUGGAGGUCUGAACGACAGCUGCUUUACUCUCCUUGCAGCAUAACACAAGCCAUGCCUAAAACACACUUGCUGAUGUGAUUAAUACAAACUUUCUACUGUCAGCUAGAUCAAAAUGAGUUCGAUGUUUGUGGGUGUAUAUAUAUAUAUACACAUAUAUACAUAUAUAUAUAUCCCUAUUGUAUAUAGUAAAUCACUGCUAUAGCAUAUGAAAGUGUACUUCCAAUCUAGGCAUGAGGAACUGAACCUAGAAUUGCUUAGCUGCCCCAACUGGUACACUCCUCAUUAGUUUAGUUUUACAUCUUAUGGGCAACUAGAUUUUGGUUCUGGUUUUUGGAGUUCUGUUUUUAGCUGUUCCCUGUCUGGAAGCUGUUUAUCCAGGGCUUUCUGUUGUUCCUGACAUUCAGUGACGCAAAGUAUUGAGACUCCUCCCUCAAAUUAGUCACUGCAGCCAACCUCCCCUCCUUGAAACCAACCAGCAAAAAAGAUCAAUUUAUCCUAGCUUUUGAGGACUGCAGCGUAGCCCUGGGUUCCUCCACUCCCUCUGCCCUAGCCUGCAGCAGGAGCACCGCGCUCCAGGCUGCUGACACCAUCAAAGCAGUAGAUGAGGCACAUACAUGUGGCAAGUUGGCUUGAACAAAAUUUGACUUGCCAUUUUUUUCUCCACUGAUCGAGUCAGGAGACUUUACCAGUGGGUCAGACCUUCUAAUUUAAGCACUUCAGAUGAAGGUCUAGUUAGGGGAGAUGAAUUCAGGCAAUAGGGUUAGCAAAAGGAAAAAAAAGGCCUUCUGGCAGUAUUAUAAGGCUGGCUCACAGCCCCAUCUGCUCUUAUUGACAUGCCAUGGGGACGCAGCACUUAGGUUUUUCUUUUUUUUUUUUGUACGUGUGCUGCAUUUCCAGCGCCCUGCCCUAACCUCAGUGGGGAAGAUCCUCUGAACCCCCAGAGCGGGCCGUUCGGCGGCAUCUCCUGAGGACGGACGAGGCCAGGCUUUCCUGCUUGCUGGGGCAGCUUCAAAUACAGCCACACACUUGCUGGUGACUCAAAGGCUUCCUCCCCCCUCCCGUCUUUCCUCACAUCA
Struthio camelus australis is the source of this 6916-nucleotide messenger RNA. The record is from RefSeq and is a predicted model, not a curated record. Lineage: Eukaryota; Metazoa; Chordata; Aves; Struthioniformes; Struthionidae.